AUGUACAGAGGAAUAUGCAUCUGUGUAUUACUUGCUGUGCUGUCUGCAAGUUCGACAGGACAGCAAACUGUGGGCUCAAUUAAUGAAGACCUAGGGAUCCAUGAAAUUGAACAGCAGAACCCUUUACAUCACCCAAGAUAUAUCCGUGCCUCAUCUGGCCAGGCUAAAGCCUUCCAACGUUUUGAUGGCAAUGGAGACCAAAAGGUUAACUAUGGGGCAAUGUUGGCCAGAUAUCUCCACACCAGGAAAGCAGGACCCUCUUCUGGACGGUAUGCAGUUUUGCCCAGCAGAUCCAUUAUUGACUCUACACAUCGGAUACAUGACAGAGAUUACAUGGGCUGGAUGGAUUUCGGCCGCCGCAGUGCUGAAGAAUAUGAAUACUCUUCUUAA
This is a messenger RNA of Bufo bufo (common toad), 390 nucleotides long. It is a transcript of the gene CCK, whose product is annotated as cholecystokinin. Gene Ontology annotation, biological process: digestion. Bases 1 to 390 code for a protein of 129 amino acids. Gene Ontology annotation, cellular component: axon; extracellular region. NCBI's taxonomy places the organism in Eukaryota, Metazoa, Chordata, Amphibia, Anura, Bufonidae. The record is from RefSeq and is a predicted model, not a curated record. Gene Ontology annotation, molecular function: neuropeptide hormone activity. The transcript is spliced from 2 exons.